Messenger RNA from Toxorhynchites rutilus septentrionalis, 1508 nucleotides. RefSeq lists its product as uncharacterized. Bases 61 to 1482 code for a protein of 473 amino acids. NCBI's taxonomy places the organism in Eukaryota, Metazoa, Arthropoda, Insecta, Diptera, Culicidae. The transcript is spliced from 2 exons. The record is from RefSeq and is a predicted model, not a curated record.
UUUGCCACUUUCAACAGAAGCAUAGGCAGUAUUCGCUCUGCGACGAGAUAUGUUGCAAAUAUGAUAACACUUAUAUUUGAUCAAAUAAAUGGUUCCCAACUCUGUUCUUUUGAUCGUGAUUAUCGAAUGGAUUGCGUUAGCAUUGAUGAGAUUGACAAAAUAGAUCGACUGGCCGACAAUAACCCGGAAAAUGAUAAACAAGUGAAUGGAUAUUUCAAGGUCGCCAUGUUUAAUGAUCCGAACAAAAAAGAAAUUGUUGGUAAUGGUAAGGAUGUAACUGCACAAGCUCGAUUUAUGGACGAUGAAAUGCUACAAAUCAUGGCCAAAAUGUUGAACUUCACUCCGGUUUAUUUAAACAAUUCUAACGAUUACGGCUAUCUGCUUCCGAACGGAACCCUAGUGGGGACACUUGGCGAAAUCGAACAUGGACGGGCGGAUUUGGCGAAUUCCAGAGUAAUAAGUGAUAUAGACGGAGCUAGCAACGUAGAAUUUUUGUUCCCCUUGACUUUCGUUCGUUUCAAGUUUGUUGUUCCUAAGAACUACUAUCGUAAUCCCAAACGCGAAAUCAACGUCGCCGUAUUACCACAGGAAUUCGUGCCAUUCUAUUUGAGUGUUAUAUUUUGGUUCCCCGUAGGCUAUAAAUUAAUGGAGCAUUAUCAUUCGAAAUGGUUACCUUCGCAGCAAACAGCGAAAAUUUCUUGGGUUGGUGCCCUCACUUUAACAUUUGCUGCAAUGACUAAUAGAUCCAUCAAAAUUUUGGACAUAUCAUCACAGCGAGUCUAUUGGAUGAGUCUAAUUUGGUUCCAAUUAAUCGUUUACAGCGUGUUCCAGGGAAGGAUGAUCGAAGAAGUCAGUAGCGCGAAGUAUUCUCGCGAAAUUGAAACAAUAGAUGAUCUGAUGGAAACUCCACUGAAGCUGCUUCUCGAUGCGUCGAUGGUGAAUUAUUUCAAUUUCAGUGAAAGUGCGUUCAAGAAAUACAAUUUAAAUGACAGAAUCACGUACGUGGAGAAACAACCGGACGAGCUGAUGUCGAUGAUAAUAAAGAAUCGCUCAGUUGCAGUCCUUCUACCCGAACGAAUAAUUCGUCGCAUGCUGCCCGGGUAUUAUGAUCCGAAAAGCGGUGUAGACCUGCUUUACGUGAUUCCCGAAUCAACCUACGAAUUCUACGUUGCAAUGUACCUACCUGCCACUUCUCGAUUCAUAGAACCCCUGAACCAAAUUACAAUGCGGUGUGUGGAAAGUGGAAUUGUUAGUUUCCGUAUGAGUUACACCCUAUUUAGUGCGAACUUAGUUUACUUGAGACGUCUCCGUAUGGGCAAGUUCAACAUAGGUGACGAACGUGUUGCAAUGGUAGGAUGGAGCACUCUCGAACCAUUUUUUAUUUCAUCGAUUGUAAUGUUCUCUCUGGCUUGCAUUACAUUCGUUUUCGAGAUUCUCACUCAACAGAUGUUCAAAAAAAUAAAUCCAAAGAAAAACAUGUAACGUCAAGUUAAGUUAUGUUUGACACA